CUCUCUCGCUCUCUCUCAAAAAUAAAUAAAUGUUAAAAAAAAAAAUUUAAGCAUGAAAUUCAGGUCGCAAAACAGAUUUGACUUCUGCAGAAGGCAAUCGCGUCUUCAUUAUCCCAGGCAGUAGUAAGCUUUAGAGGGCUUUUUAUUGAUUCGACCCGACUUUUUUCUUUACUCCAACAGUUUCAAAUUUCAUUUGGACAGAAGUGUCUCAACUGUUUAUCUUUUUAAAAAUCCGGCUGAAGUAGUAGUAAAUGCUUUUCAAGAGUAGUGAUGGUCCAGAUCGCCCAGCAGCUAGGCGACAUCAGCCCCGAGACUUCCAGAAGCAAGGAGAAUUGGAACCAAUAUGGGGCCUGGGAGGACAGGGGUGGGGGAGAGGCGGCCAGCGGAGGCCGCUCACUGUUACUUGUGUUACGUUUCAGAGGACUCCUCUCUGUCGCUCUUACCACCUUUCAAGCAGAGCUAGAACAUUCUAUUCCAGUUUUUUCCAAAAUUAUCUUGUGCUCUGCUUUGGGAGCUGACUUAAUACGGAGCCGGGAAUGGAGACACCAAAAACAGAAGCGCACAAAGCCAGGCAUUUGUGCCCGACAGAGCGAGCUGCCCCCUGGUCUCACGCCCCACGGUCCCGCCCCGCUGCGCGCCAGCCCAGAGCGCCUGCUGAGAAAGACGAGGGCCCACCUCAAACCUUUAUGAAAUAGGAAACCAUUUAAAAUAUUUUCAAGGUUUCAUGGCACCUUCUUAAUUAAAAAAUUAAAAUGUCCCCCCAGCCUUUUGAUUAGAAUGCCUUCUGAAAAUGGAAUCUGUUUCAGUGUAUCGUCUUAGAAUUAAUUAGGGUUCGUUAAAAAAAAAAAAAAAAAAAACCUAACAUAUCUCCAAGACUUCUCUCUUUGGAUUUAAUUAGAAAAAUGAGUUUAACACUUUUGUAAAAGGCUGUUUUGCUCCGUUCUGUCAGAGCACACUGAGGUUUGCACUGGGGUUGAAACUUUCGCGGGGACAGACACAGAAUGUGCUUUUGUUCUCGUAGGAUUGGAUGGCGGGGCCAGAGAUGAGGUGGGAGGUGACGGGUUGGAUAAACAUUUCCAAUUUUGCCUUUUGUUGCUUCAUUUUCAUUUCCUCAGAGACCCCUGGGUCCUGCCGAAGGGAUGUCAGACUAGAUUCUUGGUCCCGGGCCCCUAGAGGCGCAGCUCCCAGGCCACUUGAAGCAACGAGAGGUCCUCCCAGCAGGGGACAGCGUGCCAGCCCAGUGCCGAGUGCAUUGGUGGCCCCAGCCGGAGGACUCUGCGUUUGAAACUCCCACAGCAAGAUUCCUGGCCGUACUUGUUUAUCUUACGCUAAAUUUCUUGGUAAUCUUGCAUACUUCCAGCAUGACUUAGCAAGAAAUACACUUUUGUUUUUCAACGUGAUGCUGAGACUUUUUCUUACUUAAGCUUGCAUGUUUGUACGUUGACAUGGCAGAAAAAGGAGCCGUAUUAGAACUAGUCUCUAGCAAUCGUUGGACCUGGAAAGAUCAGACGUUUUGGUGGAUCUGGAAAGAGGUGCAUAGUCAUCAUAAAGAAAGCAAUGAAAAGAGCAAAUCGCGUGUGGGGCGAAACACGAAGGAUGGGUUCUGUGAGGCUGUUGAGGGGGACCCACAGGGUGGGGGGCAAGCGUGGGGUUGGCUCAGUCCAUCGUAACAAUACCACGGACUGGCCGGCUUCUAAACCACAGAAAUCCAGUGUUCCCAGUUCUGAGUUCGGGUGCUGGCAUGACCGGUGAGGGCCCUCUUAGGGGCAGCAGACUUCUCGCUGUGUCCUCACAGCCUGGAAGGGCUGAGGGAGCUCCCUGGGGCCUCUUUCAUAAGGGCGUUCAACCCCCUCCCCAAGACCCCACCGCCCAACACCUUGAGCAUUAGGUGUUGCCACGUAUGAAUUUGGGGGGGACGCAAACUUUCAGACUCCUGCAUGGGCGGAUGGAGCCCUGAAGCCUUGGGGCCCAGGGAGGCCAUGUGGGGGCUCAUCCCUAGCUCCAGCUCACCCUUCUCAGCCCGGGCUCUGCCAAAGACUCUGGCGUGAGAUCUGCAGACCUGAGUCAUCUUGUGCGAUGCCCAGCUCCCACCCCACGCUUCAAGCCUUCCACCUUGCUGAGGUUGGAGGCCUCCCAGCAGCCUUGCAGGGGCCAGCGCUCUGGCUGUCGGGGGCUUGAGUAGACUUGGAAGGGCCCUGGAAUCGUCACACAGGGACCCCACAGCUGAGGGAUGGCACUGGGGACUGGGAGCUCCUGAAGAGACUUGCGGAUUUGGGAUAACCCAUUUAUGACUUGGUGGUACCCCACCUCUCCCUGCGUCUGGGUGGAGGCCCUGUCCUGGGCUGGUGGACCAAUGGCCACGUGCAAGUUCUGGCCAGCCCCUCCUCUCUUCCGCGGGAUGUCUCCAUCCCGUCUCACCUGUGUAACGGCACUCCGCCAGCAGUUCUCUCCACUCCCGCCCGCUGGGUCCUGCCCGUCCCUUCUUCCAUUUCAGAAGCCCUCUCCCAAGCGGACUUCCCAUUUCCAUGGCUACCCUCUUCCUCUCCUUUCCUUUCCAGCAGAGAUGCCUCAAGGGCUGCCUGUGCCUGGGGUCUCCAGUUCCACGACUCUUGGUUUCUCUUGAAUCCCCCAAUCUCUGUGGACUUUGCCCACAGGGUUCCCCUGGAACUGCUCUGUCACGUCACCAUAAUCCAGCGAUCAGUUCUCAGCCCCCAAUUCAACUAAUGCUCAGGACGCUACUCGGUUUGCUGGAUUUCCUCCUCUUUAGGAUCGCUAAAUGGUGGAGAGCCAAAGAGCCCAACCCUGGGCCUCUUCUCCGCCCUCUUUUGAUGAGCUCAGCCAGGCUCCUGGCCUUAAGUAGGCAUCUAUACACUGCUGGCUCCAGUCCUUGUCAGCGAUACACUGCUGGCUCCAGUCCACAUCCUUAGACGCUACGCACAUCUGUACAUCUGUAUACUAAAACUCUGGCCCAGGGCAUCUGGACACUGGUGACUCCAGCCUACCACUUGCCCCUCCGGCCCUCACUUAUAUAUCUGUUGACCUUCUCAGCAUUCCAGCUUGGGUGUCUAAGAGCCUCUCACCCACCUCACACCUUUAAAACUCAACUUCUGAGUGCUCCCCAGUCCUCGUGCUUCUCCCUCGGUUUUCCUGAUCUCAUCCUUUUCCCUGCCAAAAAUCUUUGACACAGUCUUAACUCCCUUCUCUCACACCCCACAUCCAGCCCAUCAGUAGAUCCUAUCGACUCCACCUCCCUUUAUCCAGAGUCUGACUGCUUUGCACCCCUCCACUGCCAUCACCCAGGCUCAGCCACGUCACCGUCUCUCACCUGGACCAUCACACCACCCUCUUAGCUGCUCUGUCUCCUUGCAUCCUUUUCCUUGUUUGCCUGUUCUCAACCCAGUAGCCAGAGGCACCUGGUUAAAGCCAAGUCAGAUCAGAUCAUUCCCUGGGCUAAAACCCUCUGAUCACUUCUAUUUCAUCCUGAGCAGAAGCCGAAGCCUGUAUGAUUGUCUCUGUGGGCCUUUCCCCCUCUUCUUGUCUCCUGGUUUGCCCAGCUCAAGUCACCAGCCAGGCAUGGCCUCAUCUCAAGGCCUUUGCACGGGCUAUUCCCUCCACAGGAAUGCUCUUGCCCUAGAUGGCUCAGCCCCUCACUUUCCUUGUUUCCUUAAUGAGUCUUCUGGGGGAGGCAUUCGGCAAUCCUUUAAAAAUUGCAACCCCAUCUCACCCCACUGCUCCCUGCCUCCACUCCAUUCCCACCCCCCACCUCUGGCAUCUAUCGCCAUCUGACAUAUUGUAGAUUUUCUUAUUUUGUCUACUGUCUCUAUCCUUCCCCACCCACCCCCACUACCUGGGGACAGAAUAUAAGUUCCAGAAGGGAAGGGAACUUUGUCUGUUUUGAUUAGUGGGAAAUGCCUGGCCCAUGCCAGGCACUCAAUAAAUAGUUUGUAUUGAGAUCAAUGAAUAAUGUACAGAGGACCCCCAUGUCAAUCCUCUUUCCAGAGAUGGGGUUCGGGACCCUCACAGCUGUGUGUCAGAGCCUCCCUUCAGAUGCAGAGCGCAGGCAGAAUUGGCAGUGUCCCCUAGGCCUUGGGAGCAGUGACUCCCACACUUUCAGCUGCUGGUGGUCUCACUUCCAGGCUAGAGAUCAGCGUUACUGCUUUGCCAUGCGUUAACGGCCCAAAUAUCUGGCUUCAAACUUCCCAUCUCCCUAGAACCCAGGUUCAGAUUUUAACAGUGUGGAGUCUGCCUCCCCUUACUCUCAAGGAAACACUUUCAUUCUGACUUGUUUAUUCAAAGAGCGCCUCCUGUAUGCUCUCUUAGGAAAAGAAGGUUGCUUUGCGUCAGUCAUGUCUAUCUCAAAGGCCAGGUUUCGCUUGGAGGCCAAACCUCAGCUGGGAGCUGAAAGUGUAUACCUUAAUCACGCACAAAUCUAUCAGUGCCGGGUGCCUUUAUAACCUAAAAUGUGGACCCACUGUGGCUACGGCCACAUACUUCCUGUUCUGUCAGCAUGUUUUAAGACUCUUGGCCAUGCUCCCCCCCUUAGAAUAAGACCAUCCCCUUAGAACUGUGCCCUCCCCUUGUAAGAUGGGGUGCCAUCCCCUUCCCUUCCAAGUUCCAAAGCCCAAAUUCCUCUGGACAGAGCCAAGGCUGGAUUGGCUUUGAGGUUAGCUUGGGUUUUUUUUCUCGGUGGGUCAAGAUUGGCCAAAGCUAGACACCUCCCUAUCACUGCUCUCCGAGACUGUGUGUCCCUGUGCUUCCCAGGCCUGGCUUCCUCUUCCUCUUCGUCUUCCUCUUCCUGUUGCUGAGUGGGGCAGGAAGAGCAGGCACAGGGACACCAGAUGCUGUCGGUUCCUUCCCGCAGAGUCCCAGGAGGCACUUCUAAUGCUGAGUCAACAAUUUGGUUUGCACUUAUUUGUCUGUACAUGACAUUUUCAAAAGUCUUUUAAAUUAGGUAUCUACUCCUCUGUUCUUACAUCUUUUUCAAAUAGCUCAAUCCCCAGUUAGUUUUAGUUUGUAUAAUCCCUGCCCAGAAAACCCAUGUGCAGCUAUGAAUAUCCCACAUUGUUUGCUUGAUGAUAAAUAAAUUCUUUCCUCUUGGAGAAAAAGGCACUUUCUCCUCCCAGCACUGGGAAGGCUUGUAGACGUCUCUGCUCUGAUGCUGACCGCGGGGAGAUUGGUCCUUCUUGGGUUUUGUUAUUUCAGAACAAAUAUGGUAAACUGUUUCCCCCUUGGUUACCAUAGAGAAGAGAUUAUUUGCCUUUCUCUUAGGGCUUCUGAAAAUAAUAGAUUACAUAUUUGGGAGGGUUUUUUUUUUAGAUCUGGUUAAUGUGAGAUAGAGGGGAUUGCUCCAGGGAUGACAUUGUUUGGUUUGGGAAGUAUUCUUGCGGUUGCCCAGCAACAGGCUCUUAGAGACGGGAGUGGACUGCGUUGUCCCUGGCAACCGUUGUUACUCAGCAAACAAUGAGGGCCAGCAAACAGCGCCAGGACUGCGGACUCCAGGUUUUAAUUGAACAUCUGCAUAUAUUUUUCUCUGAUGAAAUUAUGUUUGAGUUUGAUUUGCCACAACAGGUAGACCUGGGUCCCCCUGGGGUCUCCGUGGAAGAAAACGUGCUCUCAUUGUGACAGCUCAUCCGAGGGGAAGAACCUUUAGCCAUUUGAACAUAUCCUAGACUGCUCUCCACUGGAGACUUGUUUCAGUCCCGAGUGGAAUUUCUUUUUUGAUCUAAUUCCCCGUGUUUGUAAAAUUAUUGCCUGGCCAACCUACUUUUCAAGUGCUUUCCAGCCUGAUGUUUUCCUUGCGGCUGCUGGAGAAUAUCAGAAAAGCCGGGACCUGAACCCAGUGGGUCACAUGUGACAACAUUCACAUAUAAGAUCGGCUGGUGACGGACACUGGACCCAGAGCCUUCUGGUUCUUUACUCUCCCUCGCUCUUCCCGUUGAGAAGUUGGAUACUCGGGUGACCCUCAGGCGAACGCGUAUAUUGCGCAUAUUGGGGAAGCAGAUGUGUUCCCUCUAACUGGAGCGGAAAACCCUCACCCCGUGGAGGGGCACUUUGCAGCCACCCCGUGGAUUUUGAUCAAAACAGUGUCACUCCCUACCUCCUCCUCAGUGAGCCAGAGAUAGCGACUGUUUACCAGGGCUGGUUGCUUGGGUAAACAUGCCCCUGCGCUUCAUUCGCUUCAUUCAAAGCCGGUGACACAUUUCUUUCCCCCACUCUCGGCCCCGCCCUCCCCGCCCCGCCCCGCCCCGCCCACCAGCCAGGGCUAUAAAUUGGGAACUGUCAGUCAGCGCAGGCUCUUGGUGGGGGCUCGGUCCUGCCUUGUUCAUCUCGAGCGCAGCCUGUCUAAGGCAGCAGCAACCGCAGAAGUGCAGCCUGUAUCAGAGCACAGCGCCCGCGGUCAGUCAGACAGCUCCGUGAGCUGAGCAUGCAGAAUUCAGAGGGUGGAUCCGAUUCGCCGGCUUCUGUGGCUCUGUGUCCGUCGGCAGCAGCCCAGGCCCCCGUGGCUCAGCCUGUGCCAGCCUCCCCGCAGAGGGUGUUGGUCCAGACAGCGGGCUCGGCUCCCAAAGGGGCCCAGAUGCAGCCAAUCUCCCUCCCCAGGGUCCAGCAGGUGCCACAGCAGGUCCAGCCCGUGCAGCACGUGUACCCCCCGCAGGUGCAGUACGUGGAAGGCGGAGACACGGUCUACACCAAUGGAGCCUUACGGACGGCCUACGCCUACAACCCUGAGCCUCAGAUGUACGCCCCGAGCAGCACAGCGUCUUACUUCGAGGCCCCGGGCGGCGCCCAGGUGACCGUGGCAGGCUCCUCCCCGCCGGCGGUCCCCUCCCACAGCAUGGUGGGCAUCACCAUGGAUGUCGGGGGGAGCCCUAUUGUCUCCAGCGCGGGAGCCUAUCUCAUCCACGGGGGGAUGGAUGGCACGAGACACUCCCUGGCCCACACUUCCCGGUCAUCGCCGGCUACGCUUGAAAUGGCGAUUGAAAACCUCCAAAAAAGCGAAGGGAUCACCUCACACAAAAGCGGUUUACUCAACAGCCAUCUCCAGUGGCUGUUAGAUAAUUACGAAACCGCGGAAGGCGUGAGUCUCCCCAGAAGCUCCCUCUACAACCAUUACCUCCGGCACUGCCAGGAGCACAAGCUGGACCCUGUGAAUGCUGCCUCUUUCGGGAAGCUGAUCCGCUCGGUUUUCAUGGGGCUGCGGACACGGCGGCUGGGCACCAGGGGCAACUCCAAGUAUCAUUACUAUGGGAUCCGUCUAAAGCCGGACUCGCCCCUGAACCGGCUGCAGGAGGACACCCAGUACAUGGCCAUGCGGCAGCAGCCCCUGCACCAAAAGCCCAGGUACCGGCCGGCCCAGAAGACAGACAGCCUUGGGGACAGUGGCUCGCACAGCAGCUUGCACAGCACACCGGAGCAGGCCAUGGCCGCCCAGAGCCAGCACCACCAGCAGUUCAUCAAUGUCUCCCACGUCUUCCCGGAGUUCCCUGCGCCUGACCUGGGCAGCGUCCUGCCGCAGGACAGCAUCACGCUGCACGACAUCAAGGCCCUGCAGCUGGUCUACCGGCGGCACUGCGAGGCAACCUUGGAUGUCGUGGUGCACCUGCAGUUUCACUACAUGGAGAAGCUGUGGCUUUCCUUCUGGAACUCCAAAGCGCCCUCGGGUGACGGCCCCGCCCCUCUCCCUGCCAGCGACGGAGAGCCCGAAGGUGCCGUCCUCCCGAAGGACAAGCUGGUGUCUCUGUGCAAGUGUGAGCCCAUCCUCAAGUGGAUGAGGAACUGCGACCACAUCCUGUAUCAGGCCCUGGUGGAGAUCCUCAUCCCCGACGUGCUGCGGCCGGUGCCCAGCACCUUGACGCAGGCCAUCCGUAAUUUUGCCAAGAGCUUGGAAGGCUGGUUGACGAAUGCCAUGAGAGACUUCCCACAGCAGGCCAUCCAGACCAAGGUGGGCGUGGUCAGUGCCUUCGCACAGACUCUUCGCAGAUACACGUCUCUCAACCACCUCGCUCAGGCAGCCCGGGCCGUGCUCCAGAACACUUCCCAGAUCAACCAGAUGCUCAGUGACCUCAACCGCGUGGACUUUGCCAACGUGCAGGAGCAGGCCUCGUGGGUGUGCCAGUGCGAGGAGAGCGUGGUGCAGCGGCUGGAGCAGGACUUCAAGCUGACCCUGCAGCAGCAGAGCUCCCUGGACCAGUGGGCCACCUGGCUGGACAACGUGGUCACCCAGGUCCUGAAGCAGCACGCCGGCAGCCCCAGCUUCCCCAAGGCCGCCCGGCAGUUCCUUCUGAAGUGGUCCUUUUACAGCUCCAUGGUGAUCCGCGACCUGACGCUGCGCAGCGCGGCCAGCUUUGGCUCCUUCCACCUGAUCCGCCUGCUCUAUGACGAGUACAUGUUCUACCUGGUGGAGCACCGCGUGGCAGAGGCGACUGGAGAGACACCGAUCGCCGUGAUGGGAGAGUUCAAUGAUCUCGCCUCCCUGUCGCUGACACUGCUCGAUAAAGAUGACCUCGGCGAGGACCGCAGCGGCGAGGCUGACCCGGACGCCCACAGCCUGGGUGAGCCGCUGGUGAAGCGGGAACGUGGUGACCCAAACCACUCCCUGCAGGGCAUCUAGCUGGACGGUGCCUUCCCUGGGCUCCGGACCGGGCCCCUCGAGCUCCGCCGCAGCAGUCCCUCUUAGGUGACGUGACCUGACUCGCGAGGCACUGGCGCACCCUCACAGGACACGCUAUUCCUCAAGAAAACCAUUGGUAAACACGGCAGAAGGUCACAUCGGGCUCCCGAGCGCCCAAGCUGCUCUCCUGGUGCCUCCUGGGUCAUCUUCUUCCGAACGUUCUCGCUCUCUCCUCUGCUGGGCUGUGAACUUCGGUCUGAGAUUACGCACCCCCACCUAAGGGCCAGACGGGUCGGCGCCCCCACACUGGGCUCCUUCGCUGUUCCGCUGGUCCCAGUUUCCACCCUUGUGUCUUAAAACUCAGAUCCCAGGAGGGACGGGAUGUUCUGCAGCUGUUGGGCAGCGCUGGGCUGACCGGUGCCCACGGGGCCCCCUGGCCUGGUGCCCUGUGGUGGGAAGGGACCAUCUCAGCACCGUGCCCGAGGCCUCCCGCCCUGCCCGCUGUGCCGAGGUGCAGAGGCCGGCCCGCCGGAGCCCCACGCGCAGACGCCAAAGGUCUCCGGAAGCCGCUGCCGAUUGCCGAGUCCCUGGACCACGCACAGCCCACAGCCCACGUGCCUCAAAGAACAUGUCACGGAAGUGGCCUGCUCAUGCCAAGAUACAGUGGUGUCUUUAAGAAUCAAAACCAUAAGUUUCAUCAGCAACUAGAAGGAUUUGGGUUCUGUCCGAGUUCGUGGCCAACAUCAGGCCAAACUGCUGGGUCUGGAAUGAGUUUUUCCGAGGGGGCUGGGUGGUCGGUGUUUCAGUGGCACUUUGAGAGGGCAGCCAUCGGGCCACGUCUGCCUGGCUCCCACUCCACAGAAUCUUCUGGAACGCCUGCCUUUGAACCAGCAAUCCUGGAGCACUUUGACCCCCGGCAAGUCCCAUCUUGAACUGCUCAAAGUUGAAACUCUUCUUUGAGUUAAAUGAAUCCCGAGGACUGGCACAGCCUCGAACUUCGAACACUCCGGGUCUGCAUCCGUCAUAACACGUUGCACUUGGUUAGUUCCGUGCGAGAGUUCUGCCCCCAAACCAGCUGCAAAGAAGAAAGACAAACCUCCGGUCUAAGAAGCGACAUCUUAUGAAAUGCAAUAGUUUCUCCUUUUGGAAAUAUGUUUAUAUCAAUAGUUUUGUGCUCAACGCGUUAUUAGAACGUUUCUUAUGAACAUGUAUAUUGCAGUAUAUUCAGUCCCCGAUGUUUUUUCUCAUUCACACAGAAGGUACCGAUGUAAACUCACGUGGCCUUUAAAAACCUUCCUUCCUCAGCCCACUCCAGGUGUGCGGAGAGGCGUGGAGGGAAGGACGAGAAAGACAGGCGCUUACUUUAGAAGCCAGAAGUCCAUGAUAAUCACAAUGUCUGCCUGCUUUUACAGAUGGAACCAGACAGAAAGAAUGUCUUUAAAAUAUAUAUCUCCUCUCCUGGGAGACAUUUAAGCUCACA
Lynx canadensis (Canada lynx) is the source of this 10088-nucleotide messenger RNA. RefSeq names its product regulatory factor X2 (gene RFX2). The record is from RefSeq and is a predicted model, not a curated record. Gene Ontology annotation, molecular function: DNA-binding transcription factor activity, RNA polymerase II-specific; RNA polymerase II cis-regulatory region sequence-specific DNA binding. The transcript is spliced from 18 exons. Gene Ontology annotation, cellular component: nucleus. Bases 6425 to 8608 code for a protein of 727 amino acids. Gene Ontology annotation, biological process: regulation of transcription by RNA polymerase II. NCBI's taxonomy places the organism in Eukaryota, Metazoa, Chordata, Mammalia, Carnivora, Felidae.